GUUCCCUCUUCUGCCGUGGACCCGAAGCUUCGUCGGACAGUCCCUCCUCGAAGCGGGUUUGCCGCGUUUCUGGCGUCCACUUCCUCUGCCAAUCCACAUCUCUUGUGCACGCCCUGCCGUCACCCACCGCCGUGACCACCAUCGCGAUCCAGCCCACAUUGGCCAUCCUCAAUGCCUUGCCACUAGGAUGCCUGGGCUUGCGCUACACCACCAAGCCAGAGAAGAACAGGUACUUGGAGGCAACUGAGGCCACGGUGCCAAGUUUCUCGCGGAGGCACAUCUACAGCUUUCCAGGUGUGCGCCGCGAGGGCCUGGCUGUGAUCGCCAGGCUAGAUACCGGCGCGCCCUGGUCGGCCCCAGCCAAGUUCGCCUGGGAGGCCUUCAACAAGGAGGCUGCAGAUGGCGGGCAGUUCCUGCAGCUGCGCCAGGAGAACGAAGGGGCUGCGGCCGGCGUGUUUUUCGAGCCCCUGAGCCACUACGAGAUCCGUGUGACGUGUCCCAACUGGCUGGUAGAUCGAUCUGGGGUUCCUUCCACCGUCAAGCUGGCGAUUCACCACCUGGGCAGACAGCUUCCAUCUGCUGAUGGCCUCACGCUCAUGCACUCAGAGUGCUUGGAGGAGAGCUGCGAGUUCAUCUUGACAUCUCCGGCGGCGACAAGCAAGCUGGAGGUCCGCGUCCCGCCAAACUUCUCAGUGCUCCCCUGGAAAUCGCUUCUGGGAGACCAGGUCUUCUGCCUCCAGGCGGAGGACGUGACACCGGAGGACAUUCACGGCGCCCAAUGCCAGGAAGGCCUCAUCGCCGGCUCGAUCGGAGCUAGCUGCGCAUGA
Molecule: messenger RNA, 827 nt
Organism: Symbiodinium natans
Lineage: Eukaryota; Dinophyceae; Suessiales; Symbiodiniaceae
Source: the annotation of a GenBank genome assembly